Molecule: messenger RNA, 1000 nt
Organism: Porites evermanni
Lineage: Eukaryota; Metazoa; Cnidaria; Anthozoa; Scleractinia; Poritidae
Source: the annotation of a GenBank genome assembly
AUGAUAGUCAAAUCUCUAUUUUGUUCAGUUCUGUUUCUUCAAACUACUCUAAUUGUAAAAGGUAGGUGAAAAAAUGAAAGAAGUCCUUGGUUAGUUAAAGAAGGUACUAUUCUACUAGACUUCAGUAUACUGCGUUGAUUUUUCUUACAAGCGUCGAUUACGCUGGCAAAACUUGUCAUUGCGUUGUUCCAUAAGACAAGAAAGUUUGCUCCACUUUCCCUCUUAAACCCACCCAUUGGGGUACCCAAAUCAUAAUGCAUGCUAGGGGUAACCUUUUAAAUGGAGUAUUAUCAUCCCCAGAGGGAGUGGUGAAUGCAGCAAAUUUUAUUGUUUUAUGAUACUGACUCAAAUGGAACACGCUUUGGCCGUAUUGGCCUCACUGGCCUGAAGCACGCUUGUUUCGUUAACUUUACCUCGCUAAAAUAGUUUUACAAGCAUAAACCCACUUGGGAUGUUUCUAGCAAGCCUCCAGCAAAAUGACAUACAGCAAAAGCACUUCCAAAUUAUAAAUUAAAAUAUUUUUUGCGGAUUUAUUUGCAGCAUAGUCGUCGCAUUUACCGGCUAUAGUUUUCUUUUGCUUCUGAGCUUAAAAACCAAAAAUUUUCCAACAGGAAAAGCGUCGGUUAUACUUGAGUGUUUCAAGUGAAUCGAUCCUUAAUGCUACGUUCAUGAAAAAAUCAACUAAAAAUUGAAUAAUUAUAGACCAAAACUGAACGAAUUAUUUCUGUAUCUAGGUUGUUCAAACUGCGAGUGUGAUGAAGGAGGAGCUCUUUCGUCCUGUCAGGUGCCUCAAUGUAAACCUAAUCAUGACCUCCUCAUAGAAGAAACCAGCUGCGAUGCAAGGGGCUUGAAGUGCUGUAGAAUGACGUGCGAUGGUCCUGGAACAAUGUGCUUACCGGAUAAAGAACCUAAUGCCGAUUUAGGGCAGAAAUCGUGCAAAGAAGGCUACAAAUGUGUCACUGCUCCGUCUCGUUUGAAAAGAAGACUCCUGAUUUCCUGA